AGAAGUUAAUCUUAUGGCACCAGCUUUUCCGUUAGAAUACACAGGACCGAAGGAAUCCGAAAGGUGUUCAUUUUCACAGUUGAUGGGGAAAUCUAGGGAGUAUUUUAAGGGAGAGAAUCAUUCUGGUUUUAUCCCUAGUUACAGGCAUGCGGUUGAGACCAUGGGUGAAUCAGAAGGGAUUGGGAGCUCAGGACGGAUCGUUACAGAAAUGACAGCAUCGGAGGGUUCAUAUGCACCUAAAAGGAAAUGUAUUGGUUUGAAUGCUGAUAGUUACAAUAAUUUUGGUGUCCCCGUGCAAGCAUUGUUGUUGUCAAAGAUGUCAAAAUCUGAGAGAAAGAAUUUGGAGUUGAGAUUAAAAAUGGAGCUUGAACAGGUUCGGUUGUUACAGAAGAAAGUUGUUAGUUUGGGCUCGAGGUUAGAUAUUUUAUCUCCAUCUAUAGAUAACAGGAGUUGCAGUGAUGGGAAAAAGAUGCCUUUGCUCAAUAAUUUUAAUCGGUCUCGAGCAUCGAAUUCACAAGGUAAGAAACGACCUCUUGGAGGACAUAAUGAAGUCCACUUAAAGAAGAGCACAUCAGGACGAUUUGAACUGAAGCUGGUCGUUGCAAUGAGUAAUUCGAAUGCUUACUUGAUGAAGCAAUGCGAGACUUUGCUCAACCGUUUGAUGGAACAUAAUUUCGGUUGGGUUUUCAACAGCCCUGUUGAUGUGGUGAAGUUGAACAUUCUGGAUUAUUUCACUGUCAUUAAGCAUUCUAUGGAUUUCGGCACUAUGAAGAAUAAGAUAACUUCUGGACAGUAUGCUAGUCCAUUGGACUUUGCUGCUGAUGUUCGCCUUACACUCUCAAAUGCAAUGACAUAUAACCUACCCGGAAAUGAUGUCCACAUUAUGGCCGAGACGCUAAGUAAAUAUUUUGAUGCAAGAUGGAAAGCUAUAGAAAAGAAGCUUCUUAUAACCAUGAAUGUCGUUGAUGCUAUGCCUUCAUUAGCAACAGAGCACCUUAUAGAAGUUAAAAGGAAUAGUGACAUUUUGCCUAUGAAAAAGAAAAAAAUAACCCCAAAAGAAAGUAUUCUCAAGUCAGAGCCCGUUAGACAAAUGAUGACCGAUCAGGAAAAGUAGCAGUUGAGCACAGAAUUAGAGUCUUUAUUGGGCGAGUUGCCUGAAAACAUUAUUGAUUUCCUUAAAGAACAUAGUUCUACUGAAGGUC
Gossypium raimondii (Peruvian cotton) is the source of this 1202-nucleotide messenger RNA. RefSeq names its product transcription factor GTE10-like. NCBI's taxonomy places the organism in Eukaryota, Viridiplantae, Streptophyta, Magnoliopsida, Malvales, Malvaceae. Gene Ontology annotation, molecular function: protein binding. Bases 14 to 1114 code for a protein of 366 amino acids. The record is from RefSeq and is a predicted model, not a curated record. The transcript has a single exon.